GCAAGAAUGUCUCAUCAGAGAGAAAAUCCUAAAAAGCAUACUACUGCAGUAUUAUAGCCUGUUCUGCCACCUACUGGAGACUUUGACUGUUGCACAAAGAAUCUUAACCCAGGCCGGACUUGGUGCUAUGUGACCAGAUGGGGGCAGCCUAGAUCAGAGCAGGUGUCUAAGACAGUAUGAAGACCAGUAGAUAGGUUGUGAAUACUGUUGCCUAACUAAACUAGAUGUCUUCGACCAACAGGUGUUGUCUUGCAGAAGCCUUCACUCUCCACAAACCAAUCCUAUUCUGCCUUCUUGCAUGGAGAGGAGGUCCACCUCACCUGCACUCUUCCAUCCCGUAUCCUCUGUAAUGCUGUGGAGUUCAUCUUCUAUCUGAAUGGAGACUCUGUCAUGAACGUGACCGUUGGAUCCUCCCAGCCCAGGGCUACUUUAACAAAGUUUAAGAUGGAUGCUUCACACCAGGGCAGUUACCGCUGUCUCUACAGAACCCUCUCCAACAGCCAAGCCAUCAGCUCCCCUUACAGCAACGUUACUAAAGUGGUCCUGCUACAGCCCAACAUCUCUUUCAGUCCUCCAAAUGGAGGGAUGUUUUGGGAACCUCAGGGGCCAGAGGUGAUCAGGGGCCACAGUUUCUUCAUCACCUGCUCCAUUCAGCCACAGUAUCCUGGAGGCCUCUUCUAUCUGGACUUCUCUGGGUCCAACAGGACUGAAACUAAGCCAGCAGUCAACCACUCUGCCUCCUUUCACGUUCCUGUUGCAGACUAUACAGACCAGGGGAAAUACAGCUGCAGCUAUGUAGUCAACGUCUCCACCCGGUCAUUCAGGUCGGCUAAUAGUGAACUAGCUGUCACCAUUAGAGCAUUCAUGGUCCCCAUCAUUGUCUCUGGAGGGACUGGUGGGGUAGCACUGCUGUUUCUGCUUCUUCUAGUCAUCUGUCUAGUCAUCUGGAGGACAAGGAUGAACAGAAAGCCAUCUACAGAGACUGACCAGGGAGAAUGUAUUGACAACAGACACCACAGAGGGGAGGACAACGAAGAGGAAGAGGACUAUGUGAAUGUUGAAAACGUCUGUUGCCAGAGAGAUCUGGAGGGAGUGAAGGGUGCAAAGACGAAUGAGAAGGAAAAAGGGCAGAGCUUUGGAAAAUCAGAGAAUGUCUAUGUCAACGAGGAGGGAAACACUCAAAGAAAUGUUUGCGGGUGGUCGGAUGAGAAAAUGAACAGUGAAGAUGAUGAAGAUGAUUAUGUUAAUGUCUCUGCUUAGGACAAUGCUGUAGCACAGGCAGGUGUGUCAGUUGGGUGUAGCUUAAGACCAAAAAUGUAAAAGUAGGCUACAAAAAAAGUUGACCAAAAUCAUUCAAAUUCACCAUUAAAAUGCAACGUCUGUUUAGCGUAUCUAUCGGCUGGCUCUAAGACUAUGCAGCAAUUAGCUCGGAGGGAAGCUGCCAGCCUGUGUACCUUUCGCUCAGCAUCGAGCAGAGACAGUACCCAACAGCUUGCUUCAGGUCAGCUAUUUAGGCAGUUCGCCGAUUGCUUUGAAUUUGAUGUCGGCAUUUGAACUUGGCCUUGUAAGCCUCACAGCCACUUUUAUGCACCGGCUACUUAUAUAUUGAUGUCGGUAUAGGCGGCGCAGCCAGUAGGCUAGGGGAAGAUAAGCUUCCCCUAAUGUAAAUAGAAUGACAUUUCCAAACUUAGCUAUAUAAUUACUUGUGCCUUAUACAGAAAUAAAUAACAUCAUUACAAAUACCACACCAGAGAAUUUGAUUUGACCAUAGAGAAUCAUUAGCUUCUUUUAAAAAUUAGCUGUUUGUUUUAAAUGAGUAAUUUGGGCAGCAGGCGGCAAAUAGACGACAAAAUAGUUGAUUGUUGAGUUGCAGCAGUCAGUGAAAAGCAGUUUAGUAGGCCUAUAUCAAUAUUUCAAAAUACAAUCAUAAGAAAAACAUAGUUUAGAAAGUAAAUGGCUAUUGCUGAAAAGAAAGGACUCUAGUUUGUCUUCUGAACUCCCAUUUGAGUAAACAGUAGCCUCUUAUUGGCACCAGAGGAGAACAUCAACCAUAUCCCCAAUGAGUGCACCAUAUUCACUGCCUUUAUCAUUGGAUGCCCAAAAAUUUGGGGAGACAAUUCCCUCCUCCAGGCUAGAUGGAUGUCAUAUUGUCGAAUUUGUGACUCCUUUUUGUAGGCCUAGAUUAUAUAGUUACGUUCAAGACAAGGUCGUUUUUACUCAUCUGUUUGU
Molecule: messenger RNA, 2229 nt
Organism: Salvelinus fontinalis (brook trout)
Lineage: Eukaryota; Metazoa; Chordata; Actinopteri; Salmoniformes; Salmonidae
Exons: 4
Coding region: 391-1260 (289 amino acids)
Source: RefSeq, a predicted model, not a curated record